ACUAAAAAAAAAGCAUUAUAUACUCUGUGUUAUACUAAAAAGGAAAACAGUUUUUUGAUUGCAUUUUGUUACAAUAAACUUAAUAUACUAAUUUACUGAGAAGAAAUAGAAUUUUUUCAAAAUGAAAAUAGAGGAGGUUAAAAGUACAGCGAAAACACAAAGAAUCUCUGCUCACAGCCACAUAAAAGGUUUAGGGUUGGAUGAAAAUGGAAUCCCUAUACAAAUGGCAGCCGGUCUCGUGGGUCAAGAAACCGCUAGAGAAGCUGCUGGUGUUGUAGUGGAUAUGAUUAGGAGCAAGAAAAUGGCAGGCCGUGCCUUGCUGUUGGCAGGUCCACCAGGUACAGGCAAAACUGCUAUUGCUUUAGCAAUAGCUCAAGAAUUAGGUAAUAAAGUACCAUUCUGUCCUAUGGUUGGUAGUGAAGUGUACAGUACAGAAAUAAAGAAAACCGAAGUGUUGAUGGAGAAUUUCCGUCGCGCCAUUGGAUUGCGGAUUCGUGAGACCAAGGAAGUGUAUGAGGGUGAAGUAACAGAACUCACACCUGUUGAGACAGAGAAUCCAGCUGGAGGCUAUGGAAAAACUGUAUCCCAUGUCAUUAUUGGUCUCAAAACAGCUAAGGGUACAAAACAAUUAAAGUUGGAUCCAACUAUUUAUGAAUCUCUACAGAAAGAGAAGGUGGAGGUCGGAGAUGUUAUUUAUAUUGAAGCCAAUUCAGGAGCAGUCAAAAGACAAGGCAGGAGUGAUACAUUUGCCACAGAAUUUGAUCUUGAGGCUGAAGAAUAUGUUCCACUGCCAAAAGGCGAUGUUCACAAGAAGAAAGAGGUUGUUCAAGAUGUAACAUUGCAUGAUCUAGAUUGUGCUAAUGCAAAACCGCAAGGUGGACAUGACAUCAUGUCCAUGAUGGGUCAACUAAUGAAGCCAAAGAAGACUGAGAUCACAGAUAAAUUAAGAAAAGAAAUUAAUAAAGUAGUGAACAAAUAUAUAGAUCAAGGUAUUGCAGAAUUGGUGCCUGGAGUGUUAUUCAUUGAUGAGGUGCACAUGUUAGACAUAGAGACAUUCACAUAUCUACAUCGUGCUUUGGAGUCUGCUAUAGCGCCAAUAGUAAUUUUCGCAACCAAUAGAGGCCGUUGUCAAAUAAGAGGCACAGAAGAUAUUGUUUCUCCUCAUGGAAUCCCAUUAGAUCUUUUAGAUAGACUACUAAUUAUACGUACGCUACCAUACAACAAGACGGAAUUAUUACAGAUAUUAAAAUUACGUGCGACAACUGAAGGAAUAGCCAUAGAUGAUGAAGCAUUGGCUGCCCUAGCUGAAAUCGGCGCCAACAGUACUUUGAGGUAUGCGGCACAAUUAUUAUCACCAGCGGCGUUAGCGGCUCGAGCAGGCGGUACGAGCUGUGUGGGUACACCUCAUGUACAGUCUGUGCACGAGCUCUUCCUUGACGCCAAAUCCUCUGCCCGCAUCCUCACGCAGCAUUCUGACAAGUACAUGAAAUAGACUCGCGUUCUGGUCUUGUACACACCCACCUACCUCUUUUUGUUACUAACCUAACUAUAAUUCGUAAAUACAGUUCGCUACUUCUUUAUUAUACAUUUUAUAGAUAUUAUAGUAUAAUGUUUAGAAAAUGAUCCUUCGAGCCGGAUAGCUUGUUUUAAAUCAACUGAACUAAAUCUUCGUUAAUAUUAUUAUAUUAUUUUAUUAUAGAUAUAUAUUUCAUCAUAGAGCUCUAUAAACCAUUUAACAGAUUUCCUACUCAAAACAUAAUAAAGUAACACACUGUGUUUACAUGUUAUAUGUAGGUUAUUAUCAAUAUUCUAAACAGAGGUCUGUUAACAUGCGCAUGCGCUGAUGUUGCAGUAGCAAGUAUAUAAGUUAAAGGCCUUAAAGCACGGCGACCGUCCGCUCAUCACCCUGUCAGAGGUGUUCGUGUGAUCCUUUCUUUUUUAAUCACGUUUACUCUUAGUUUUUUAUUCAUGAAAUUUUCUUCAUGAACAUGUGUAUGUGGACAGUUUUUACUAAUCAUCUACACCUCUUUGAUUUCUUAAGCCACGCCAUACUAAAGGAAUCUGUAAUUUGGAAGGAAAAUCUUUGUCGACCUUAAUAGGUUUAAUGUAAUGUGUAUUAAAUGCCUAUAAUCUAUUUUUCAUACUUUGUCAUAGUAUAUCUCGACAUCUAUAAUCUUGACAUGGCUUUUUUUGAAAUUGAUUAUUUAAAACAAAUACAAACAAACAACAUAACCAGUUAGCAUAUUACAAAUAUUUUUAUUCAAUAAUAUGUUUAUUUUAUGCAAUGUCAUUUAGAUAACAAGAUGCCAUUAUUAUUUACUUAAUAUCCUAAGUUUCAAAAAUAGAUUAUACUUAUUUUUACUUUGUCACAGAGUACCUACUUUAGGAUAAACGGAUUAUAAUUUGUAGGUACUAUGUUAUUAAUUUUGUUGUCCUAAAAUGUAUUUCUUAAGGUUUUUAUAUUAUGCAGAGCA
This is a messenger RNA of Galleria mellonella (greater wax moth), 2474 nucleotides long. It is a transcript of the gene pont, whose product is annotated as ruvB-like helicase 1. Gene Ontology annotation, cellular component: Ino80 complex; R2TP complex; NuA4 histone acetyltransferase complex. Gene Ontology annotation, molecular function: DNA helicase activity; ATP hydrolysis activity; ATP binding. Bases 122 to 1492 code for a protein of 456 amino acids. Gene Ontology annotation, biological process: regulation of transcription by RNA polymerase II; box C/D snoRNP assembly; chromatin remodeling. The transcript has 10 exons. Lineage: Eukaryota; Metazoa; Arthropoda; Insecta; Lepidoptera; Pyralidae. The record is from RefSeq and is a predicted model, not a curated record.